Molecule: messenger RNA, 3311 nt
Organism: Chelonus insularis
Lineage: Eukaryota; Metazoa; Arthropoda; Insecta; Hymenoptera; Braconidae
Gene: Hcs
Product: holocarboxylase synthetase-like protein
Exons: 17
Coding region: 242-3226 (994 amino acids)
Biological process (GO): protein modification process
Cellular component (GO): cytoplasm
Molecular function (GO): biotin--[biotin carboxyl-carrier protein] ligase activity
Source: RefSeq, a predicted model, not a curated record
CUUACACGCAUAAAGUAAAUUAUUUAUUCAUAUGGAUGAAUAGUAGUUUGGAGAUUUAAUUAACAAUUUACAGUAUAAAGAUUUAAGCAUUCGAUUUUUCAUCACAAAAUAAAGCAAAAAAUGUUAUUUGCUAGAAAAUGCAUUGUUAUUUCUUGAAAAAUAUACAUUUUAAGUCUUAUAGGUUGUAUCAAUAUAAUAAAGAGUAAAAAAUUUUAGUUAAAGUAUUAAUAAUUUGAUCGAUAUGCUACUUACACUAUUCUACAUGGUCUCUACUUGGGUACAAUCAUGGAGGCUUUCAUCUCUGAAAGCUCGAUUAAUUGGUGCAAUUAAUUAUGGGCCAGAUUUUAGAAAACCAUCAAUAAUGUUUUAUACAAAACCAUCAGAAUUUUUGAAGGAUGAUACCGUCGUAAAUAUACAAACAAACAAUGAAAAUGGAACUUCAGAAAAUUUACUCACCUCUAGCUUAUGCAGUAAUAAAAAUUCCGCUAAACUUAAAGAUCUUAUAUGGAGUCAAGGUGACAAAAGACUUUGCACCAUCUAUCCCCAGCAACAAGUUGACAUCAGUGAAUGGUUGUCAUAUCCUAUCGGAAAAACUUUUUUUCCUCUUUGUCUGGAUAAUUGUAAUCAAAUAAACGUAUCAGAAAGCUCAACUAUCCAUGUACUUAUAGAGGCAGAUAUUGAAAAUUUUACUCCUAGUGCUUUUGCAAAAGCAAUGAAGUUAGAGGAUUAUGGAUUUAUUCUUUCAUGGAUGGCUGACAAAUAUUUUGCUGCUAUCAUGAAAACUGACGUAGAUCAUUUAAGCAAACUUUCAAUAGCACUAAUGCAAGGUCAAUGCUUUAUUAAUAAUGGAUUAAUACUCACACGCAUUGAAUCGGUAGAAAUUAUAGGUAAACCAUGUAAAUACAUAUUUAAUGAUCCUUCAGUACUACCAGGAAAGAAAUUAAUUGGUAAAUCACAAUGGGAGGCACAUUUGCAAACUCUUAAGACAUUUAGUAAUUUUGCAAAAAAUGCUUUUCAAGAAGAAAAACCUGUUGAGAUUGAUAAUUUACCAGGAGUUAUCAUCAUAUCUGAUAAAUUGACCGUCGAUUCACCUAUGUUUGAAAUGAGUUGUGCAACCGACAAAGAUGAUGACAAACAAAUUGAAGAUCAUUUUCCUGUUCCAUCAACUCCACCUCCAACACCCGCAUCAAUAGAAUUGAAAGACAAAUCAACUCCAGAGUUAAUACAACAUCUAGGAUCUUCCGUAUUAAAAUCUACAACAUUUAAUGAUGAACUAAAUACCUCUGCUACCGAAAGUAUAAAUAAUUCAAUUACAGCACCUCCACCAAUUGAUUCAGUUUCAAUAAUCACUUCAGCGAAUAAUGAAAUAGUUUCUAAAAAUUUUAAAAUAAAUUCAAAAAAUGUAAUCACCAAUCGUGCUUCCAAAUUUUCUUCCGAGAAAAAACAAACAAGUAAUUACGAAGAAAUUACAAAACCACCAAAUAUUUUAAUUUAUGCAGACAGUACAGUCGCGAGUGAUAAUAUUCAACGUGUUUUAAAACAAACAUUAAAUAAAGAAAAAUAUAUAAUUUAUACAUUGACACCCGAAGACGCUCGACGUGAUGUAUGGAAAGACCAAACCCACUUAAUAGUAGUAUGUGGAAAUGUUGACAAUGAAGUUGCAACUCAACUUAUAGACUAUUUAGUUGCGGGUGGAAAACUUUUAGCUUUAUGCUCUGAUACAUUACAUACAAUUCUUCCCUCAUUCAAAACUGCCGAAGUGCGAGAACAUGAGCUUGUUCGUUUCUCUUAUGGAAGAUGGAAAAAUGUACGGAUGAUGCAUCAUAUUUUUUGUUACCAAGCUUCUCCAGUAAAAUCACGUUUCUCUCAAGACAAUGAAGAUGGAAAGAUUGUUACAAGACCAACCCCAGUUUCAGCAAAUGUCAAAGAUAAACAAGGAAAAAAUCACACAUUUCAAAUAAAAGUACUUGGAGCAGAAGAAACCUGGAAUACACCAAGUAUUGUAUUAGCUGAUUUACCAAGUUCUAGUGGUAAAGCAAUUUUUUCUCAAAUUCACUUAGAAGCGGAUCCAUCUCAAUAUGAACUAGAAGAGGCGAAAUUUAAUGCAUUAAAAGAAAGUAAUUCCGCUCGACUAGAAAUUCUAAGUGAUCUUCUUGGUACUCAUCUCAAAUUAGAUGUUAAACCAGAACCUUUAAUGGAAACUGUAUAUACUCCUGGAUUUUUUCUGGGUAGACACGAGCUUAAAUUGAACAUGUUGGAUCGAUUAAAAAGCAAAAUGAAAUCUAACAAUAUCUUCAAAACAUCAAAAAUAGAACUACAAUUUUGCAAUAAUGAUACAAAAUUGAUGAAAGCUUCAAAAUCAUUGUUACCGAUUUUAUUAUAUCAGUGUCCUGAAAAUUUUUCUACAGUAGAAUACUUUGAGAAUCUUCAAACAAAAGAAAUCGGACGUCUAGUAGUUUACACGGAUAUUAUAACGUCUACAAUGGAUGUUGUAGCUGGAUGUGAGUUAUAUCAUGGAUUAGUUGUAAUUUCUAGGCAACAAACUUCUGCUUCAGGUCGUAAUAAAAAUGUUUGGCUUAGUCCAAAGGGAUGUGUAACAUUCUCUUUGCAAAUACACAUUCCAUUAAAUACUUACAUAGGACAACAUCUUUCAAUUAUUCAACAUAUAGCAGCUACAUCGAUUGUAUUAGCUAUUAGAGGGAUUCCGGGUUAUGAGGACAUUGAUCUAAAUAUUAAGUGGCCUAAUGAUAUUUAUGUAGGAAAUGAAAUAAAAAUUGGGGGCCUUAUAGUAACAUCUUUAAUGGAAUCUCAAAAAGCCAUUUGUAAUAUUGGUAUUGGCAUAAACUUAUCAAAUAGCAUUCCAACAAGUUGUAUUAAUGAUAUAAUCAUAAAACAUAAUGAAAAAAAUGGUACAAAACUAGAAACUAUAGGAUAUGAGAAAUAUCUUGCGCUAUUGUUCAAUGCAUUUGAAUCUAUAUUUAUUGCUAUGCAAAAUGAAGAUCUCAGCUAUUUUUAUCAAUUUUACUAUAACUACUGGCUACAUACAGACACUGAAGUAUCAGUUACUUUAACUGACGGUAUAACUAAAGAAGCAAAAAUAUUGGGUAUUAAUAGUUUAGGAUUUUUAGAAGUACAAGAGAAAGAUGGUAACAUAUUAACAGUUCAACCUGAUGGUAACAGUUUUGAUAUUCUCAAAGGACUCAUUGUUCCAUCCUUAACGAGAUAAUUGCAGAAAAUAAAAUUAGUAAACUUCAAUAAAUCAUAACUCAUAAUAAAUCCAUGACAUUUUAAAUGUUAUUAUUUAAAAAUAA